AUGGUCAUCCAGCAGCCUUCGGGUCAAAUAAAGCUCACAAACGUCUCUAUCGUCAAACUGAAAAAGGCCAAAAAGAGAUUCGAAAUUGCAUGCUACCAGAAUAAAGUACAAGACUAUAGGAAAGGGAUUGAGAAUGACCUUGACGAAGUACUUCAAAUCCAUCAAGUGUUUAUCAACGUGUCUAAAGGUCAAGUAGCUUCGAAAGAUGAUCUAUUAGGCUCAUUUGAUUCAACUGACCUGGAUAGCAUAAUCAAGGAGAUUCUUACAAAAGGUGAAAUGCCACUCUCUGACAAAGAAAGACAGACGAUGAUGAACAAGAUCAACAACGAGAUGCUGACAAUUAUUAGUGCAAAGUGUAUCAAUCCAAAGUCUAAGAAAAGAUAUCCGCCCUCAAUGAUACAUAAGGCCCUGCAGGAAUUGAAAUUCAGAGUGGUAGUCAAUAAAGCUGCCAAGCUACAGGCCCUAGAAGCUAUUAAGGUUCUGAUAGCUAGUCAAAUCAUCCCCAUUAGUAGAGCCAGGAUGAGGGUUAAGGUGAGCAUUGACUUGAAUGGCAACUCUGAAACCAUCGAGAAGGUUUCCGCGUUAAUGAUGGGUCCAGUAGUGAAUGAAACAAUUUCUAUUUGGUCAUGCACUGCCCUGAUAGAUCCAGUGGCUUACCGUGCCCUAGUCGAUUUGUGCAAUGGGAAAGGUGUUUUGGAGGUUCUUGAUAUGGCCGUUAUCGACAGUUAA
Molecule: messenger RNA, 729 nt
Organism: Lachancea dasiensis
Lineage: Eukaryota; Fungi; Ascomycota; Saccharomycetes; Saccharomycetales; Saccharomycetaceae
Source: the annotation of a GenBank genome assembly